AUGAACGUAACAAGAAUUUUAAGUAAUUCGAAAAUUUUGAAAAGAAAUAUAGAAUUUAAAGAAGUUUUCACACCAAGAUGGUUUUUAGAAUCACCAAAUUAUAGUCGUAUGCCAUUAUGGAGAAGAUUUUUUGAAGGACAAUAUACAAAUGGAUCAUUCUUAUUUUUUGGAAAUACUUGGACAUCUAUGUUUGCCUUUGCUUUUGUUCUUUGGUUUUCAAGAAUUUUUGAUCCUCCUCCUUUAGAAAGAGUUGAUAAAUAUUGGUUAAAUUCUCCAAAAUUUAGAAUUUUAUCAGCUUUUUAUAAUGAAGGGAAAAGACCAGGUGUUAAAAUUUCCUUAAUGACAUAUGAAGCCAGAUAUUUUUAUAGAGGUAUUGAUCAUCCAUUUACAAUAAAUGAAAUUAAAGAUUUGUGGUUUAAACUAAAAGAAAAUUAUCUUAUUGAAAGUAUACCUGCUAUUCAAUAUCCUUAUGUUUUUAGGCAAUAUAAUAAUGUUUCUACACCUUCAGAUUUACAUGUUCAUCUUCAUUAA
Plasmodium gallinaceum is the source of this 531-nucleotide messenger RNA. Its product is annotated as conserved Plasmodium protein, unknown function. The record is from RefSeq and is a predicted model, not a curated record. Lineage: Eukaryota; Apicomplexa; Aconoidasida; Haemosporida; Plasmodiidae. The transcript has a single exon. The coding region runs from base 1 to 531 and encodes 176 amino acids.